This is a messenger RNA of Vicia villosa (hairy vetch), 2823 nucleotides long. RefSeq names its product disease resistance protein RUN1-like. The record is from RefSeq and is a predicted model, not a curated record. Gene Ontology annotation, molecular function: ADP binding. Lineage: Eukaryota; Viridiplantae; Streptophyta; Magnoliopsida; Fabales; Fabaceae. The coding region runs from base 1 to 2640 and encodes 879 amino acids. The transcript has 5 exons. Gene Ontology annotation, biological process: defense response; signal transduction.
AUGGAUUAUAUACACGACGUGUUCAUCAACUUUAGAGGGAAAGACACACGUCAGAGUUUCGUUUCACAUCUCAAUGCCGGCCUCACAAAUGCAGGAAUCAAGACCUACAUCGACAACCAGCUUCACAAAGGAACCGAGCUUGGACCAGAACUGUCACGAGCAAUAAAAAGCUCCCGUAUAUCUAUACUUAUUUUCUCCAAAAACUACACUGAGUCUAGUUGGUGUCUUAAUGAACUUCAAAAAGUCAUUGAAUGCCACUUAACUCGUGCCCAAAUUGUUGUUCCUUUUUGGACAAGCUUUGAGAGCUACUGGAAACUAACAUUUGAACAGUUAAAAUCACUAUGUGGGAAUCCUAAAUUGUUUUGUCCGGGAAGUGUAUUAAUCGUUACAACCAGAGAUAUACGCCUACUUAAUUUAUUUAAGGUUGAUUACGUGGGUACAAUGAAGGAGAUGGACGAAAAUGAGUCCCUUGAACUUUUCAGUUGGCAUGCUUUUAGGCAACCUGUUCCGAUAAAAGACUUCCAUGAACUCUCAAGGAACGUAGUUGCUUAUUGUGGAGGAUUACCAAUUGCUCUUGAAGUCCUUGGUUCUUACUUGUAUGAGAGGACAGAAGAAGAAGAAUGGAUAAGCGUCCUCUCAAAACUAAAGAGGAUUCCCAAUGAUCAAGUGCAAGAGAAACUGAGAAUAAGCUAUGAUGGUUUAAAAGAUGAUAUGGCAAAGGAUAUAUUUCUUGACAUAUGCUGUUUCUUUGUUGGCAAGGGCAGAGCCGAUGUUACAAAGAUCCUAAAUGGCUGUGGACUUUAUGCAGAUAUUGGAAUAGCUGUUCUCGUAGAGCGGAGCCUUGUAAAAAUUGAAAAGAAUAACAAGCUUGGAAUGCACGGUUUAAUAAGAGACAUGGGAAGAGAGAUUGUUCGAGAAAGUUCAACAAAAGAGCCUGGAAAGCGUAGUAGAUUGUGGUUUCGUGAGGAUGUUCAUGAUGUUUUGACAAAAAAUACUGGAAUAGAAACUGUAGAAGGAUUGGUUUUGAAGGUGCAAAGAACCAGUAGAGUUGUCUUAAGUACUGAUUCUUUCAAGGAGAUGAAGAAACUGAGACUUUUACAACUUGAUCAUGCCAUCCUCAUUGGAGAUUAUCGGUAUCUUUCAAAAGAACUGAGAUGGAUUCAUUGGCAAGGAUUUACCUUCAACUAUAUACCCGAUGAUUUUUAUCAGGGAAGUCUAGUUGCUAUUGAUGUAAAAUACAGCAGUAUGAAACAAGUGUGGAAUGAAACCAAGUUGUUGGAUAAACUGAAAAUUCUCAAUGUUAGUCAUUCUAAGUACUUGAAAAGCACUCCUGACUUUUCAAAAGUACCGAAUCUAGAAAAGCUCAUUAUGAAGAAUUGUCCAAAUUUGUCCGAGAUACACAAGUCUAUUGGAGAUCUUAGGAAUCUACUUAUGUUGAAUUUGAAGGACUGUACAAGUCUUGGCAAUCUCCCAAAGAAGAUCUAUCAAUUGAAAUCAUUGAAAACUCUUACACUUUCUGGUUGUUCAAAGAUUGACAAGUUGGAAGAAGACAUUGUGCAGAUGGAAUCCUUGACAACACUGAACGCAAAAGAUACAUCAGUGACUGAAGUUCCGCGUUCAAUAUUAAGAUUAAAAAGCAUUGGAUUUAUAUCCCUAUGUGGAUAUGAAGGUUUAUCACGUGAUGUGUUUCCUCGUCUCAUUUGGUCUUGGAUGACGCCAGCCAUGAAUUCCCUACCCUGUAUAUCUCCAUUUGGGGACAGUUCUUUGUCACUAGUUUCCUUGGAUGUAUCAAGUAAUAGUAUGGGCUAUCAACCGCCAAUGCUUAGAAACCUUUCAAAACAUAGAAGUGUUUGGAUUCAAUGCCGGUCAGUGAUGCAACUGACUCAAGAAUUAAGAAAUUUUUUAGAUGAUCUAUAUGAUGUAAGUUUUACCAAGUUGGAAACAGCAUCACAUGCAUCACUUAUCUUAGACAUUUCGUUGAAAUCGCUUUUGAUUGAGAUGGGAAAUUGUGACAUGGUCAUCAACACUCUUGGCAAGAGCAUAUCACAGGGAUUUACAACCAAUGAUUCAAGCAAUUUUUGCCUUCCAGAUGACAAUUAUCCUUCUUGGUUAGCCUAUACAUGUGAAGGACCUUCAGUACUAUUUCAAGUUCCUGAGAAUAAUCUUUGUCACAUAAAGGGAAUAGUUUUACGUGUUGUUUAUUCAUCAACAUCUGAAAACACGGCAACUGAAUAUCUUACUAAUGUCUUGAUCAUAAACUACACAAAAUGCACUAUCCAAAUAUACAAGGGAGACACAGUCAUGUCUUUUAACAAUGAAGAUUGGAAGGGUUUAACAUCAAAUCUAGGACCUGGUGACAAUGUGGAGAUUUUGGUAGCUUUUAGGCAUGGAUUGAUGGUUAAGGAGACUGUUUUAUAUCUAAUAUAUAACCAUUCAGUUACUGUGGAAACUAGUUCAUCAAUCAACGUGGAAACGAAGAUAUCGCCGGAAGUGAACUUGCAGCCAUCAUCCAUUCUGAAUAUGGAGCCAUUACUUGAUAUGAAAACCGAACCAUCACGGAAUCCAAAUGAGAAAAUAUUUUCAAGACUUGCAAAGAGAAUGGGAAAAUGUUUGUGCAUAAACCAAAAUAGAGGUCUCUAACAAUUUUUGAUUGAGUAUGCCUUUGUCAUCAUAAAAUGAGGUUGUUCUAACUGUUAUGCAGCAUUCAUUUGGUUAAUGUCUUGUUUCAGUUGAUCAGAUUCUGAAAGUCUUUGUAAGAAUUCAUUUCUCAUUAGGCUUUGAAGCGUAGUGAAUGAUUCUGUAUUUCUAAGGUUUGGUGUUAUU